AGAAUGCUGUCCCUGUGUCUCGCCGUUGUGGCUAUGGUCCUGCAGGAGGGGAGUGCAGUGGUGUACAAUUGUUCCUCUACAUAUGAAAGGAUUCCAGAUAAUAAUGACUUGACUGUGGACUGCGGGACCAGCCUGAUAAGUCUAGAGGUGAACUUGUGCACAGCGCAGUGGGCGGGCUUUGAUCCCGCUGACCUAUCCUUGAACGGCCAGCACAAUGAAAGUCAGUGCCAGGGCACGGUGGACACCAGCGGAGACCUGCCCGUCAUCCGCUACCAGCUGCCUGUCAAUCACAGCCAAGAAAACCCCUGCCGACAGUCCCUCCAGAUUGUGGAUGAGACUCCUGGUCCUGGGGUCUUCAGCUCGUUCUCCAGCAUCCAGUCUGUCAUCAUCACAGGCUUCAUCGACACACCACGCUCCUCCUCUGGGCUGAUCAGCUACACCACUGACCUGUACUACCACUUCUCCUGCCGCUACCCUCUGGAGUACCUGCUCAACAACACUCAAAUAGUAGCGUCCUCAGUCUCUGUGGCAACCAACGGCAACAAUGGCAGCUUCCUCAGCACCCUCAGCAUGAACGUGUACAACGACACUGAUUAUGGCCAUCCGCUGGUGGUGCCUGAGGUAGGCCUCUCCCUGCGUACAAAGAUCUACGUGGAGGUCAAAGCCACAAACCUGACUGGAAGUUUUCACCUGUUGCUAGACCACUGCUUUGCCACCCCUUCGGCCUUCAACGCCUCCAGCACUGAAAAGCAUGACUUCUUCAUUGGGUGUAAUGUGGACCAGAGGACGACGGUGGCACAGAAUGGGGUCGGCACAAAUGCCAGGUUCCUGUUUGAAGCGUUCCGCUUUGUGGAGCAUCGUGAACUGAACAAGUCCAGCCUCUACCUGCACUGCAUCGUCCGGCUCUGUGAGCCCAGCAAAUGCCAGGAGCUGGUGAACGCCUGCAGCAAUAGGAGGAGGAGGAGGGACGUGGAUCCAUUUGGGUCCGAGGCCAGCGAUUCCACCUUGAUCUCGGUGGGCCCCAUCUACACCAGAGACUUGGACGCUGUUGACCAGCUCUCCUCUGCUUCAGAAGGUGGUGCUAAGCAGCUAACAGAAGACCAGUCCAGUGACACUGCGCUGGCAGUAGGGCUGACCCUGGCCUCGGCAGGCACGGCUGUGGUGGGUGCAGGAGGGUGGUUGGUGUUCAAGAAGCUCCACUGGGGGGGCACUCUCCUGCGUUCCUUCAACUGAGUCCUCCCCACACAACACAAAUUGGGAGGCUUUGGAUAACUAUUGGUGAAAAAAUUCAAAAUACCCUUUGAAGACUUGUAUUCACUACACCUGUGCCUAUCAUAAUGUAAUUGGUAGUUUCUUUUACAAGCUGUCUCAAUGGUCACUUCACAUAUUGUUACCUCCUUUGCAUGUCUGGUGCAAAAACUGACAAUAAUUUGUGACAACGUUGGAUACAGCUUGGGGUACCUUCCUUAGCUAACAUUAUUUUAGCAUGUUUUGGCUGUGCUCUAUUUAUCCAUAUGUAUGUAUGAAUAUGUAAUGGAACAGGGGGCAGGUUGGGGGUCGAUUUCCUAUUGAUUUCCACUUAUGAGACAGGCUACACCCAGAUAGCCUUAAAGAUAUGCAAUAUUGGAUGACUCCGAAAUCUCCUGAUGCUUCCCUAUAACAAGCCUGAGAUCAUUUUGUUUGGUCCCAGACAAGAACAAUGCUCAAUAAUACUCUACACCCAGGUUAAAAAAGUUUUCAGUUCCUCAUUUUUAUUGUAUUUUAAGGCUUGUACCCCCCCUUUUUCACUUCUUGGUUUGAGUACAGAAACGUCCUCAGUGGCAGUGCACUUUUUUAGAUUCUAGAUUUUGCAAGAUUCUGUAUGUAGAGAGCCCUGCAACCUGUUUGUAAACAAACAUUGAGAACCACCAAAACAUUACCCUUGUUCUUGUAAUAUGGACUGGCUGGCAAUCUAAUUUUGAAUUUAUUCUAGCCUGCUCAGACAGUCAUCUUUUUAAAAAUGCCAUUGAAUCUCCACAUAUAUUUUUUAUUAAACACAAUUUCCUUCUUUUGUUGCUGUGUUUCUUUGCAUUUUUAUUUGCUUUUAUUUCUAAGUUAUUGUUAUUAUGGGUUUACUAUUUACUGACAUAUAUCCUCCAGUGCUAUAAUAUUGAGCACUUUGAGUUUGAUGAUAUAAUGCCAUGUAAUAAGGAUUAGCUGUUCCAGUUGAAAUAGAGUUGUGUUGUGUCAAAGUAUAAACCUGAGGUUUAAACUCCAGCUAAGCACAUUGCAAUUGAUGUACUGUAUGAAUAAAAUAUUUUAUUGUGAUUAUUAUUAUUACAAUAUUGUGGUCUCAAUAAAAUGGCAACCAGUU
Messenger RNA from Anguilla rostrata (American eel), 2353 nucleotides. RefSeq names its product zona pellucida-like domain-containing protein 1. Bases 4 to 1233 code for a protein of 409 amino acids. Lineage: Eukaryota; Metazoa; Chordata; Actinopteri; Anguilliformes; Anguillidae. The transcript has 10 exons. The record is from RefSeq and is a predicted model, not a curated record. Gene Ontology annotation, cellular component: cell surface.